Molecule: messenger RNA, 1053 nt
Organism: Ramularia collo-cygni
Lineage: Eukaryota; Fungi; Ascomycota; Dothideomycetes; Mycosphaerellales; Mycosphaerellaceae
Product: probable potassium channel beta subunit protein
Exons: 8
Coding region: 1-1053 (350 amino acids)
Source: RefSeq, a predicted model, not a curated record
AUGCCUGCAGUUGAGAGCAAGUUCGAUCCAAAGGACAUGGAGUUCCGCCACCUCGGACCCACCGGUCUUAAGGUCUCCGUGUUUUCCCUGGGUGGAUGGCUCACAUACGGGGGCACGCAAAAGGGCAACGACGUCAAGGACUGCAUGGAGGCUGCCUGGAACCAUGGCAUCAACUUCUUCGAUACAGCAGAAGUCUACUCGAACGGUCAAUGCGAGAUUGAGAUGGGCAACGCAUUGAAGGAGCUUGCAUGGCCAAGAGAUGAGUACGUUCUCAGCACAAAGGUGUUCUUCGGCACUGGACGGAAAGAGCCAAACACUCGCGGUCUCUCCAAGAAGCACGUUGUUGAGGGUCUCAAGAGCUGUCUCCAGAGACUACAGCAGCCAUACGUUGACAUUGUGCUUGCUCAUCGCCCAGAUGUUGGCACCCCAAUGCUGGAGAUCGUCGAAGGCUUCACCCAAGUCAUUCGUAACCUCAACCUUGCCUACUACUGGGGCACUUCCGAGUGGUCUGCAACCCAGAUCACCGAGGCUACUGAAUUGGCGGAGAAGCACAACCUGAUUGCUCCCAUUGCUGAGCAGCCACAGUACAACGCAUUCCACCGUCAGCGUUUCGAAGUCGAGUACGAGCCUCUUUACAAGAAAUACCAGUACGGCACCACCAUCUGGUCUCCUCUCGCUUCGGGUCUCCUGACCGGCAAAUACAACGACGGCAUUCCAGAGGAUUCGCGAUUUGCCACCAACAAGGCUUUCUUCGAGGACACCGUCAAGCAGCUGCAGAGCGAAGAGGGUCAGGCAAAGAUUGCCAAGGUCCGCAAGCUCACCGAGAUCGCCGAAAGACUCGGCGGAAACGUCGCACAGCUUUCGCUCGCAUGGGCUGCCAAGAACCCCAAUGUUAGCACUGUGAUCCUUGGGGCUACCCGCGUGUCUCAGAUCGAAGACAACAUCAAGGCCCUUAAGCUGCUACCAAAGCUUACGCCCGAAGUGAUGGAGGAGAUUGAGAAGAUUCUCGACAAUGCGCCAGCGGCACCCAACAGCUUCGGUCGUCAGAGGUGA